Messenger RNA from Phytophthora sojae, 2046 nucleotides. RefSeq lists its product as hypothetical. Gene Ontology annotation, biological process: lipid homeostasis; fatty acid beta-oxidation using acyl-CoA oxidase. NCBI's taxonomy places the organism in Eukaryota, Oomycota, Peronosporomycetes, Peronosporales, Peronosporaceae. Bases 16 to 2046 code for a protein of 676 amino acids. Gene Ontology annotation, cellular component: peroxisome. Gene Ontology annotation, molecular function: acyl-CoA oxidase activity; FAD binding; fatty acid binding. The record is from RefSeq and is a predicted model, not a curated record. The transcript has 4 exons.
GCACCCUUCCUGAAGAUGACGUCCCCGUUGGAUGCCGAGCGCCGCAAGAGUCGCGUGCCUGCGAGGGCGCUCGCGUACGUGCUGCACCAGAGCAAGAGCAACGUGGAGAAGCUCGAGUGGCUGGAGCAGUUGCUGGUUCAAGACCCUGUCUUCAACCAUGAGAAGAUGAACUACCUAACUCGCGGCGAGCAGUACAAGCGCGCCACGCAGAUGGCUGGUCGCGCGGAGAUCAUCGCCCACCGCAACAAGCUCAGUGAGGAGGACACAGCGCUAUUGCAUGUGGUCCUUCAGGGCUUUACGAGUUGUCCGUCCUCGACGGCACUGCACACCGGGAUGUUCUUCAAGAACCUGGGGCUGCUCUUCACGGACGAGCAACAGGCGCGGUGGAUGGACAUGGCCAAGCAGUGGCGCAUGAUCGGAUGCUACGCCCAGACCGAGCUCGGCCACGGAUCCAACGUGCGCGGACUCGAGACCACCGCCACGUACAUCCCCGCCACCGACGAGUUCGAGAUCCACUCGCCCACUCUGACGUCCAUGAAGUGGUGGCCGGGCGCGUUGGCUCGCACGGCCAACUUCGGAGUGGUGUACGCGCGACUGCUGCUCGGGGGCAAGGACUAUGGCGUGCACAACUUCAUGGUGCAGCUGCGUGACUUGGAGACGCACGACGCGAUGCCGGGCGUGACGCUGGGCGACAUUGGUCCGAAGAUCGGCUUCAACAAUGUGGACAACGGGUACUGCACAUUCGACCACGUGCGGAUUCCUCGUGAACAAAUGGGCAUGCGUGUUGCCACUGUUACUCGUGACGGCAAGUACGUCAAGAACUCGGGAGUUCCUCAGGAGGUGCUGUACUUCACCAUGCUGCAGACCCGCAUGUCGUACAUUCGGUCGAGUGGCCUUGCACUGGCGAAAGCCUGCACGAUCACUAUUCGCUACUCGGCUGUGCGCCAACAGGGGUACGACGCCAACAAACCCGACUCGAAGGAAGAGCUGAGUGUGCUGGACUACCAGACGCAGCAGUAUCGUUUGUUCCCGUUGCUUGCGGCGGCGUAUGCCAUCACUCUCACCGGCAACCAAGUGGAUGCCUUCUCACUGCAGCUCGCUGAUCAGAUCAAGCACGGUGACCUGAGCAUGUUGCUUGUGGGGCACGCGAUGAGCUGUGGACUCAAAGUGCUGACGUCUGAAAUGGCGUGCGGUGGCAUUGAGACUUGCCGUCGGGCAUGCGGCGGACACGGUUACCUGCUGUCUAGUGGCCUGCCUGUUCUCCUCGGCGAUAUCCUACAAAUGGUGACCGCAGAAGGCGAAAAUUUUGUCAUCUGUCAGCAGACUGCUCGCGCGCUGUUGAAAGUGCAUGGCCAAUUCCAAUCUAGCGGACGCCUCCCGGCAGCGAUGCAGUUUAUCGCAAACAUCGGAAAGCCGUCGCGUGCGCAGCCUCGGGGCAAGGACCAAUGGCUCGAGCUCGACACGUACAUCGACGUUUUCCAGCAGCGCUUCCUGUACUCGCUCCGUGGUCUUGUGACCAAGGUUGCAUCCGAGCCAUCCGUCGCCGCCGGUAUCCAGAACAACUCGAUGCACUGCUACAAGCUGUCGAACGCCUACACGUAUCUCGUCUUGGUGGACAACUUCGUGGAGGCCGUUCGCUCCUCCUCGACUCUGACCAAGGAACGCUUGUCGAACCCGGAAAUUGUGCCGGUGCUUCAGAUGCUUUGCAGGCUUUUCGCGCUCACGCAACUGGAAGCCACCGCCGGAGAGUUCAUGGAGGGCGGGUGCGUCUUCCCCAGCGAGAUGCCGAUUAUCCGGGCCAACAUCGAGGAGCUGCUCGCGCUCAUCCGCCCGCACGCCGUGACGCUGGUGGACGGCUUCAACUUCUCGGACCACACGCUGAACUCGACGCUGGGUCGCUACGACGGGAACGUGUACGAGGCUCUGUACGAGUCUGCGCAGCACGACCCGCUGAACCACUCGUCGGACAAGGUGGCGUUGCACGAGUUGCUGCGCCCGAUCCGCGACGAAAUUGCGCGAGAGUCUGGUGCCAAGUCGCGCCUGUGA